Homalodisca vitripennis (glassy-winged sharpshooter) is the source of this 489-nucleotide messenger RNA. RefSeq names its product dynein axonemal heavy chain 1-like. Gene Ontology annotation, biological process: microtubule-based movement. The record is from RefSeq and is a predicted model, not a curated record. Lineage: Eukaryota; Metazoa; Arthropoda; Insecta; Hemiptera; Cicadellidae. Gene Ontology annotation, molecular function: dynein intermediate chain binding; dynein light intermediate chain binding; minus-end-directed microtubule motor activity. Gene Ontology annotation, cellular component: dynein complex.
AACUUGGAUGUACCUUGAACCGAUCUUCAAGAGUGAAGACAUCAAAAGUCAGUUGCCUCUCGAGAGCAAGAAGUUCAACACGAUGGAGAGGGCUUGGAGGAGGACAAUGAAAAGUGGCGUUUGAAAAUCCUAAGUUAAUCGCAAUAUGUCCAGACAAGCGGUUGCUUGACUUGCUGAAGGACAACAACAAACUGCUGUACAUGGUUUACAAGGGGCUGUCUGAGUAUUUAGAGAUGAAACGUUCCGUGUUCCCACGCCUCUACUUCCUCAGUGAUGAUGAACUGCUGGAGAUACUGUCACAAGGUCGCAACCCACUAGCCGUUCAACCCCAUCUGCGCAAGUGUUUUGAAAACAUUGCACGACUGAAAUUUGAGGAGGAUCUUCGAAUCACCAAGAUGAUCUCAGGGGAAGGAGAAAGUGUGGAUCUGAUCCCAGACAUGUAUCCUAAAGGCAGUGUUGAAGUGUGGCUUCUUCAGGCAAGUUUUUCAC